Hemiscyllium ocellatum (epaulette shark) is the source of this 408-nucleotide messenger RNA. Its product is annotated as ubiquitin. The record is from RefSeq and is a predicted model, not a curated record. The transcript has a single exon. The coding region runs from base 22 to 408 and encodes 128 amino acids. Lineage: Eukaryota; Metazoa; Chordata; Chondrichthyes; Orectolobiformes; Hemiscylliidae. Gene Ontology annotation, biological process: protein ubiquitination; translation; modification-dependent protein catabolic process. Gene Ontology annotation, molecular function: ubiquitin protein ligase binding; protein tag activity; structural constituent of ribosome. Gene Ontology annotation, cellular component: ribosome; cytoplasm; nucleus.
GGCGUCUUGCACAGCAGCACGAUGCAGAUUUUUGUGAAGACUCUGACCGGGAAGACCAUCACUUUGGAGGUGGAACCCAGCGACACAAUCGAGAAUGUGAAAGCCAAGAUCCAGGAUAAGGAGGGGAUCCCCCCGGAUCAACAGCGUUUAAUCUUCGCUGGGAAGCAACUGGAGGAUGGCCGCACCCUGUCUGAUUACAACAUCCAGAAAGAGUCCACUCUCCAUCUGGUGCUGCGUCUGAGAGGUGGUGUUUUGGACAUGUCCCUCUGCAUUCUCGCUCAGAAAUAUAACUGUGACAAGAUGAUCUGCCGCAAGUGCUAUGCACGCCUCCACCCUCAGGCAUCAAAUUGUCGUAAAAAGAAAUGUGGCCACACAAACAACCUGCGCUCAAAGAAGAAGCUGAAGUAA